AAGGGAAAAUGAGGGAUUACCAACUAGCUGGGCUGAAUUGGCUAAUUCGGUUAUAUGAAAAUGGAAUUAAUGGGAUUUUAGCUGAUGAAAUGGGUCUUGGGAAAACGUUGCAAACCAUCUCUCUGUUGGGCUAUUUACAUGAAUUCAGAGGAAUUACAGGGCCUCACAUGGUGGUGGCACCAAAAUCCACUCUUGGCAACUGGAUGAAGGAAAUUCGACGAUUCUGUCCCGUGCUGCGUACUGUAAAGCUUUUGGGAAAUCAAGAUGAAAGGAAACAUAUACGCGAAGACUUACUGGUUGCUGGGAAGUUUGAUGUAUGUGUUACAAGUUUUGAAAUGGCCAUCAAAGAGAAAACUGCUUUGAGACGCUUCAGUUGGCGCUAUGUUAUUAUUGAUGAGGCACAUCGGAUAAAGAAUGAGAAUUCUCUUCUGUCGAAGACAAUGAGACUUUAUCAUGCCAAUUAUCGCCUUCUUAUUACGGGCACCCCACUUCAGGUUUGUUUUAUUUAUCCAUGAUCUUCCAUACUCUAA
Messenger RNA from Asparagus officinalis (garden asparagus), 530 nucleotides. Its product is annotated as ISWI chromatin-remodeling complex ATPase CHR11-like. Gene Ontology annotation, cellular component: nucleus. Gene Ontology annotation, molecular function: ATP-dependent chromatin remodeler activity; ATP binding; DNA binding. The record is from RefSeq and is a predicted model, not a curated record. The coding region runs from base 9 to 515 and encodes 168 amino acids. NCBI's taxonomy places the organism in Eukaryota, Viridiplantae, Streptophyta, Magnoliopsida, Asparagales, Asparagaceae. The transcript is spliced from 3 exons.